This is a messenger RNA of Dentiscutata erythropus, 227 nucleotides long. NCBI's taxonomy places the organism in Eukaryota, Fungi, Glomeromycota, Glomeromycetes, Diversisporales, Gigasporaceae. The record is from the annotation of a GenBank genome assembly.
AGUACUAGAUAAAUAUAUACCAGAAAGACCACCAGAUGGGUAUGGUGUAAAUUCUGAAAAAUUUAUUCAUUGUGAUCUUAUAAACCCAACUCCUUCAGCUAGCCAAAUUAUAGAAUCUUUAACUAAUAAUCUUUAUAAAAAAGUGUCAGAUAUGUUUUUGGCAAAGCCAGUGCAAUCAAAGAUAAAUAUUAAAGUCGACUCUGAUGAAGAACUGGCUGAUCGUAUGA